AAAUUAGGCAAACUUAUAUUUCAUAGAUCAUUCGACUUAAUUUGAUACACUUUUCACUCGAUCACAUUUUUUUUUUUUACGGGUGGUACUCGUAACUGAACGGAGGGAGGAGUAAAAAUGCAACUACAACGGAUAAAGUAAACCAUAACUCUCAAGACAUAACCACGCCAACCACCGUCAUCGACUGCCCGCCGCACCCAUCUAACCACCCGCCUCUCCAACAACACUUGACACUCUCACUCUCUCUCCUCUUUCAUGGCCUACGAAUGACUCUCUUCUCCUUAACUAAACGCCCUUUCACUUCCACCUCUUCACUUUCUCUCUCCUCAGCAACCUCCUUUCAUGGCUCCCACCACCAUUAUUCGACCACCUUAUGCUCCGCCUACAGUGCGGGACGAUUACGACGUCAAAGAGGAGUUCUCUUCUUUCGAUGGCAGCAACAGCAGCAAGUGUGCUUUCUUCAAGGUAGCUCUGUGCCCUUGUCUCGUUUUCAUCAGUCUAGUUUUGAUUGCUGUGUUCAUCGUUUUAAUUGUCAAGUUUCAUCUUAUUUGUCAUCUUCCAUUGCACUACCUGAUUUACAAGAAAGAUUGUUAGAUUCGAAGUUAAGGGGUUGUAAUUUGAAGAAUUUUGAACAUGGGUUUUCAAUUUCAGUUGUUCCCAAUGUUUAUUUUGUUAGAUCAAUGUCAUUCUCUGUGAAUUAUGGGGUUUCUUUUGGUGGGUUGUUGGUUCCUGUUUGUAAUUCGAAUUGGAUAUUGCCCAAAUUUGGGGGUUCUAAAAAGGUGGGGAUUUUGGGGUUUGGUGGUUGUUAUAGGGGAUUUUCUAGUUGUGAGGAGGAGAGAGAAAGUGAUGGUGAGGAUGAUGAGGAGAGAGAAGGGAGUGAAGGUACCUUCGAGUCGAGUGCUGAUCCAGAGGAAGUUAGUAGGGUGGCUAAGUUGAUUGGUGAAUUGUUCGCCUUAGAUCGAAAUAUGGAGGCUGUGCUUAGUGAAUCUGGGAUUGAAUUGAGUCAUGAUUUGGUUGUUGAUGUCUUGAGAAGGUUUAAGCAUGCUAGGAAGCCGGCAUUUCGGUUCUUUUGCUGGGCUGGGCAAAGACCAGGGUUUUCCCAUGAUUCUAGGACUUACAAUGCCAUGUUGUUGAUAUUGGGGAAGACGAGGCAGUUUGAGACGAUGGGCUCGUUGCUAGAGGAAAUGGGGGAAAAAGGGCUUUUAGAUAUGGAAAGUUUUAUGAUUGCUAUCAAAGCUUAUGCUGCUGGUAAAGAGAGGAAGAAAGCUGUUGGGGUGUUUGAGUUGAUGAAGAAUUAUGGGUUUAAAGUGGGGGUUGAAACUAUUAAUUGCAUGCUUGAUGCCCUUGCUAGAGAAAAGAUGGUGAAGGAAGCUCAAGCUUUGUAUGAUAGGUUGAAGAGUAGGUUUACUCCAAACAUGAAGACUUAUUCAGUUUUGCUUAACGGUUGGUGUAGAGUGAAGAAUCUUAUGGAAGCUGGAAAGAUAUGGAAUGAGAUGAUUGAUCAGGGUUUGAAGCCUGAUCUUAUUACCCAUAAUAUAAUGCUAGAUGGAUUGCUGAAAGUUAAUAAGAAGUCUGAUGCAGUCAAGCUUUUCGAGGUCAUGAAGGCGAAGGGGCCAACUCCAAAUGUCCGGAGCUAUACUAUAUUGAUCAGGGACUUGUGCAAACAUUCUAAGUUGAGAGAAGCUGUUGCCUACUUUGAUGAGAUGAUGGCUUCAGGGUGUGAGCCAGAUGCUGGUGUAUAUACUUGUUUGAUAACAGGAUUUGGGAACAUUAAAAAGAUGGACAUGGUAUUUGGUUUGCUUAAGGAGAUGAAGGAAAAGGGUUAUCCACCAGACGGGCAGCUGUAUAAUGCUUUGAUCAAAUUGAUGACAAAUAGGCGAAUGCCUGAUGAUGCAGUUCGCAUUUACAAGAAGAUGAUUCAGAAUGAAAUCCAGCCGACUAUUCACACUUACAAUAUGAUGAUGAAAUCCUAUUUCAUUGCCGGAAACAGUGAGAUGGCUUGUGCCGUGUGGGAUGAGAUGGUCCAAAGAGGUUGUUGCCCUGAUGAAAAUUCUUACACCGUUCUCAUUGGUGGGCUUAUAAGGCAAGGGAGAUCCGAGGAGGCAUGUAAACAUGUUGAGGAAAUGAUCAAUAAAGGGAUGAAAGUUCCAGAACUUGAUUUCAACAGGUUUGCAGCUGACUUCUCUAAGGUCGGACGACCUAACAUACUGGAGGAGCUGGCUCGUAAGAUGAGGCUGUCUGGCAACUCUGAAGUAUCUGAAGUCUUCGCAAGAUGGGCUCAGAUGACCCAGAAAAGAGGUACUAGAAGAGGCACGUUUGACCCUGAUGCAUAAACUUCAUAGACAUCUUAUUAUUACAGUGAAGAUUAUAAAGAUUGAUUGAUAUCCAACUGAAUAUUUCUACCACUGUAAAAGUAGUUGUAAUUUACCUUGGAUUGCCUAUUAUUCAGCUGACAUUUCUUGUGAAUAGUAGUUGAAAUUUCUUCGUUUACACUGAUCAUAGGAUUCUUGUUAUGCUUUAAUGCAUAUCUGCCUUGCUUAA
This is a messenger RNA of Chenopodium quinoa (quinoa), 2541 nucleotides long. RefSeq names its product pentatricopeptide repeat-containing protein At3g62470, mitochondrial-like. The transcript has a single exon. Lineage: Eukaryota; Viridiplantae; Streptophyta; Magnoliopsida; Caryophyllales; Amaranthaceae. Bases 267 to 2333 code for a protein of 688 amino acids. Gene Ontology annotation, molecular function: protein binding. The record is from RefSeq and is a predicted model, not a curated record.